Molecule: messenger RNA, 1515 nt
Organism: Linnemannia hyalina
Lineage: Eukaryota; Fungi; Mortierellomycota; Mortierellomycetes; Mortierellales; Mortierellaceae
Source: the annotation of a GenBank genome assembly
AUGGACGAGCUGAACGACUACAAAGACGACUCAACAGGGUCAUCUACCCUCACAGACACUCAUUCACCUGCUCCCAAAAGCCCAUCUGAAGACCUGAUGGGUCUCGAGUUCGACACCACACCUAUUCCCACACCCACAGCAACAACACCGCCACCAGUAACAGCAACAGUAGGAGCAGGGAAUGAUACUGAUACAGGGAAACAGGAGGCUGGCCUUAUAAGCACAUCAAUCGAAGGCGAUGGCGAUAAUGGCUUCGGAGACUUUGGCACCAUCGCCGCCGCGGCACCUAUGGCAGCAACAGCAACAGGAAACGAAUACGAUGAUGAUGACGGAUUUGGAGAUUUUGGAAAUGCCGCCCCUCAAGAUGCCUUUGGUACUACAAGUAUGUCAGCAGCAGGAGCAGGAGACGACGACGACGAUGACGGCUUUGGAGACUUUGGUGCAGCUCCAACAGCGGUAGGCGAUCCUUUUGCAGGGGCAGCUGAUGAUGAUGGAUUUGGGGACUUUGGUCAAGUCCAGGCAGCAGGAGAUGGUGGCGAUGAUGAUUUUGGCGACUUUAAUGAUUUCGGCGAUGAAGGAUUCCAGAACUCGGAUGAUUUUGGAGACUUUGGAGGAAGUGGGGACUUUGGUGCGAGUGGCGAUGCCGAUGGCGAUGAUGAUCCCUUUGGAGCAUCGUCGUCGGAGCCCAUCCAGCCGGAAGUGUCUACCCCUGCCCCACCAGAACCAGCUGCCCCUGCCGAGACGGCGCCGGACUUCAAUGCUGUGAACUCGCGUCAGGUCGAGAACUAUGUCCUCGACAAGUUGUCGGCCUUAUACCCAUUCGACGAAUCCGUAGCAGAGGCGGGAGGACUGUUGAACACGGAUCUAGACAGUCUUGAUGUCACUUCAAUUCUCUCGGAUCAGGAAUUAUGGACUUCGCUCUGUGAAUCCUCAUUCCAGGGCGGACACCAGUACAGUAGCAGCAACAGGAGCAGUGUACAGUCCAAAUCGACGUUGUCCGCAGUGGAAUCUUCGUCGGCUGCACCUCAGUUCCAGUGGAAGCAUUCGACCCUCCGCAAGGAAUAUUAUGCCUCUUUGGGACUAGUUGCCACGAAAGAGCAGAACCCUGCUUCAGCACCUUCAUCAUCUGUACCUCAUUCUGCGACAACCCCCUCGGCGUCAAGAUCUAAAGUGUCGUCUCCUCUGAUUAUGGGCACUGAGGCUGUUGCCGAGCGCAAACCAUUGGAUCUCGCUGCCACCACUGCCUACUGCCAAUUUACACGAGAAUCGCUGGGAGCAUACUCGGGAGAGGAGAUGAAGGAUAUUGUCGCAAGGUUGACGGAUCUGACACGCCAGGCAUCGGACGAACUCACGUACUGGCUGGACCAGCGAGAGCAGAUGAUCAUGGACAAUGAGCGGUACAAUGAGAUGAUUGCCUCACUUGUCGGAAGGGCAGCUAAACUCAAGGAUGCAGAGUCGAAACAGAAGACGAAUAACAAGCGAGGUAUCACGCGCAACAGCUUUCAUCUCAAGUAG